Molecule: messenger RNA, 1677 nt
Organism: Haliotis rufescens (red abalone)
Lineage: Eukaryota; Metazoa; Mollusca; Gastropoda; Lepetellida; Haliotidae
Product: collagen alpha-2(IV) chain-like
Exons: 1
Coding region: 1-1677 (558 amino acids)
Source: RefSeq, a predicted model, not a curated record
AUGCCUGGACCACCUGAGACCGAGAGCUUGUCUGCACUAGAUGGGUCCACGACAGGAACUGCUAUGCCUGGACCACCUGAGACCGAGAGCUUGUCUGCACUAGAUGGGUCCACGACAGGAACUGCUAUGCCUGGACCACCUGAGACCGAGAGCUUGUCUGCACUAGAUGGGUCCACGACAGGAACUGCUAUGCCUGGACCACCUGAGACUGAGAGCUUGUCUGCACUAGAUUGGGUCACGACAGGAAAUGCUAUGCCUGGACCACCUGAGACUGAGAGCUUGUCUUCACUAGAUGGGUCCACGACAGGAACUGCUAUGCUUGGACCACCUGAGACUGAGAGCUUGUCUGCACUAGAUGGGUCCACGACAGGAACUGCUAUGCCUGGACCACCUGAGACUGAGAGCUUGUCUGCACUAGAUGGGUCCACGACAGGAACUGCUAUGCCUGGACCACCUGAGACUGAGAGCUUGUCUGCACUAGAUUGGGUCACGACAGGAAAUGCUAUGCCUGGACCACCUGAGACUGAGAGCUUGUCUUCACUAGAUGGGUCCACGACAGGAACUGCUAUGCUUGGACCACCUGAGACUGAGAGCUUGUCUGCACUAGAUGGGUCCACGACAGGAACUGCUAUGCCUGGACCACCUGAGACUGAGAGCUUGUCCUCACUAGAUGGGGCCACGACAGGAACUGCUAUGCCUGGACGUCCUGAGACUGAGAGCUUGUCCUCACUAGAUGGGACCACGACAGGAAAUGCUAUGCCUGGACCACCUGAGACUGAGAGCUUGUCUGCACUAGAUGGGUCCACGACGGGAGCUGUUAUGCCUGGACCACCUGAGACUGAGAGCUUGUCUUCACUAGAUGGGACCACGACCGGAACUGCUAUCCCUGGACCACCUGAGACUGAGAGCUUGUCUUCACUAGAUGGGUCCACGACAGGAACCGCUAUGCCUGGACGUCCUGAGACUGAGAGCUUGUCUGCACUAGAUGGGGCCACGACAGGAACUGCUAUGCCUGGAUCACCUGAGACUGAGAGCUUAUCUUCACUAGAUGGGUCCACGACAGGAACUGCUAUGCCUGGACCACCUGAGACUGAGAGCUUGUCUGCACUAGAUGGGUCCACGACAGGAACUGAUAUGCCUGGACCACCUGAGACUGAGAGCUUGUCUGCACUAGAUGGGGCCACGACAGGAACUGCUAUGCCUGGACCACUUGAGACUGAGAGCUUGUCUGCACUAGAUGGGUCCACGACAGGAACUGCUAUCCCUGAACCACCAGAGACUGAGAGCUUGUCUGCACUAGAUGGGACCACGACAGGAACUGCUAUGCCUGGACCACCUGAGACUGAGAGCUUGUCUGCACUAGAUGGGACCACGGCAGGAACUGUCAUGCCUGGACCACCUGAGACUGAGAGCUUGUCCUCACUAGAUGGGUCCACGACAGGAACUGCUAUGCGUGGACCACCUGAGACCGAGAGCUUGUCCUCACUAGAUGGGUCCACGACAGGAACUGCUAUGCGUGGACCACCUGAGACUGAGAGCUUGUCUGCACUAGAUGGGUCCACGACGGGAGCUGUUAUGCGUGGACUACCAGAGACUGAGAGCUGUCUGCACAAGAUGGGGCCACGACAGGAACUGCUAUGCCUGGACUACCAGAGACUGAGAGCUUGUCUGCACUAG